AUGUCCUCCAACAAUGAUCAGGAAACUAUCUACGCUCAAGAGCCUGCUCCUUUGAAGCAAUCAGACAAUUUAGAUCAAGGUGAUAGCGAAAGCCAAGGACUAAAGGAGAGGCUAAAAGUAGCUGAGAAGACGUUGAGACUCAGGGAGAAUCAGGUGAUCGCACGAGAGGAAGGUUUGACAACGAUAGAAGAGGGUCUGAGGCUGCGUAAAGAGGAUUUGAGGUUUCGAGAAGAGGACCUGAACAUCCGAGAGGAGGAACUGAAGGUACGAGAAGAUCGUUUACGCCUCCGAGAGCAGGAACUCGAAGAAAGGAGCCCCAACAUUUGA
This is a messenger RNA of Suillus clintonianus, 327 nucleotides long. RefSeq lists its product as uncharacterized. The transcript has 2 exons. Bases 1 to 327 code for a protein of 108 amino acids. The record is from RefSeq and is a predicted model, not a curated record. NCBI's taxonomy places the organism in Eukaryota, Fungi, Basidiomycota, Agaricomycetes, Boletales, Suillaceae.